Asterias rubens (European starfish) is the source of this 1745-nucleotide messenger RNA. Its product is annotated as iron-sulfur protein NUBPL-like. Gene Ontology annotation, biological process: mitochondrial respiratory chain complex I assembly; iron-sulfur cluster assembly. Gene Ontology annotation, cellular component: mitochondrion. Bases 4 to 969 code for a protein of 321 amino acids. The record is from RefSeq and is a predicted model, not a curated record. Lineage: Eukaryota; Metazoa; Echinodermata; Asteroidea; Forcipulatida; Asteriidae. The transcript has 9 exons. Gene Ontology annotation, molecular function: ATP binding; ATP-dependent FeS chaperone activity; 4 iron, 4 sulfur cluster binding.
CCCAUGGGGAAACAACUUUCUGUGUGCAGUUCGCAAUGUUUGCUUCAAAUUCGGCUUCUAUUUCGACUAAAGAGAUGUUUUAGCCAGCACCUUGUCUUGCAGCAACAAGCCGGCAGGGAUGGAGGAAAUUCUACCCCUGGCCAAGCUGCUGUGAAAGCACUUCCCAAGAAGUGGCCGAUUGCAGGAGUCAAGCAAGUUAUCCUGGUGGCUUCUGGCAAGGGAGGAGUUGGUAAAUCUACCACAGCGGUCAAUCUUGCCCUUGGAAUAGGAGCUGUUAAGAGGUCGGCAUCAGUUGGUCUGUUAGAUGCAGAUGUAUAUGGGCCUUCCAUACCUCGGAUGAUGAACCUCAGUGGAAAGCAGCCAGAACUUACAAAAAACAACUUGAUAAAGCCAUUACAGAAUUUUGGAAUUUCAUGCAUGUCCAUGGGAUUUCUUGUGGAUGAGAAGGCACCCAUCGUAUGGAGGGGUUUGAUGGUCAUGUCUGCUAUACAGAGACUUGUUCGACAGGUUGCUUGGGGUCCCCUUGAUUACCUCAUAGUGGACAUGCCCCCUGGGACAGGAGACGCCCAACUUUCAAUGUCACAGCUCAUACCAAUAUCAGGGGCGGUAAUUGUAUCAACCCCACAAGAUAUUGCUUUACUGGAUGCCAGAAAGGGAGCUGAGAUGUUUAAAAAAGUUGAUGUACCGGUGCUUGGAAUUGUGCAGAACAUGAGUGUGUUUCAUUGUCCAAACUGUGGUCACCAGAGUCAUAUAUUUGGUCAUGAUGGAGCCACAGCGACUGCCAAUGACAUGGGAUUGGAUAUAUUAGGUGACAUUCCUCUUCACAUCAGCAUCAGAGAGUCAUCCGAUAAUGGGCGGCCCAUUACAGUCUCCGACCCUAGCAGUCCACAGGCGGUGGCUUACAGACAACUCGCUCAAAAGGUUCUUGAAAAGUUGCCCGAAUAUAAAGACCCUAUACCUCCUAGUUGAUGAUGAUUUAAGUGUAAGUUUACCAAUUAUUUAUGAUAAAUGCAACACAAUCAUGUGUCAAUGCAGCACUUUGACAGUCUUUUCUAAGUCUUUGACAGUGUGCACGCUCUAGUGUAUAUACUGUUCUAUUGCUUCAGUGUUAGACUUGGGAAGCAACUCCCAAAAUGGCAAAGAAGUUCAGACCCAAAUUUUGUGGCUCUGCUUUCUGUAAGCAAACAAUCUUCGCUUACUGAAGCAGUGAAUUCUGUGCUUACAGUUUUGUGCAUUCUGUGCAUGAAAUACUGGCCCAUUUCGCCUCUGUCACACCUGGGUAAAUCAACUUUCAAAAUGGCAAAGAUUGUAAUGGCCCAAAUUUCAUGGUUCUGCUUUCUUUAAGCAAAGAAUUUGCGCUUAGGGAAUCAGUGAAUUCUGUGCUAACAUCAAAUGUAUUUCACAGGUAAGCAGGGAAUUUAUGCUUGUGCGCGGUCCACCUUACUAGGCAACUUCUUUUCCUUACUCUUGACAUAUUUAUGAUCAUUUCAAAGUGUAUGCUCUCUGCACAGAUUCAAAACAAGUUUCAUUUAUAGUUUUCAAGUGCACUGUUAACCAUUUGAAUCUCAACCCAAUGAAACGACAGUUGUUGAUUCACAGAGCUAAUUGCCUCAAUGCCUCACUACAAAUUUGUAUCCCCGCCAAAAAGUGCACUUCCCUUCCCCUGAAUCUUCCAGGCCCGUUUCUGCAAACAUGUAUGCUCUAAUUUAAUCAUUCGGAUGAGAGAAAUCCUUAAGAUAAUUCUU